UGGUUACGUUUAGGGGGCAUUGACUUUUACCCGCCACCAUUACAAGACGAAGACGGUCUUCCUUAAUGCAUUAUUUCAUUCAUUCGUCUUUUAGUCUCCCAUUUCAACAAAUCCGUAAUCUGAUCUUCACACACGGCGAGGGACAAAGGACUCUCUCAUCUCUCGUAAUAAAGACGCAGCCUUUUUAUACCAACUCUUCCCAAGUAGCUUCAAGUUUCUCUCUCUCUCUCUCUCUUUUGCUUGGCUUCAGCAGCGCUCUUCCAAAUUUAGGAUCUUUCUGAGAAACAGGUCACAGGUCUCUGUCUUACAUUGAUGGGUUGCUCCUGGUUCGCAUGUCUGAGUGGAGAAGCUAGAGAAGUUGACGGAGAAAUAGCAGCGAUAGACAACGUAAAGAUAUUUAAAUACAGAGAGAUACGUCAGGCCACUGAUGAUUUCAGUGCUGAAAAUAAAAUUGGAGAAGGAGGUUUUGGUUCUGUGUACAAGGGCCGUCUUAAAGAUGGAAAGCUAGCGGCUAUCAAAGUCCUCUCGGCUGAGUCAAGACAAGGUGUAAAAGAAUUCUUGACUGAGAUCAAUGUGAUAUCCAAAAUACAACAUGAGAAUUUGGUUGAGUUGUAUGGAUGCUGCGUGGAGGGGAUUCACAGGAUUCUUGUUUACAACUUUCUUGAGAACAAUAGUCUUGAUAAGACGCUUCUAGCUGGUGGCUACACUCGGAGUGGGAUACAGUUUGAUUGGAGAAGUCGAGCCAAUAUUUGCGUUGGGGUUGCUAAAGGUCUUGCCUUUCUUCAUGAAGAAGUACGGCCACACAUAAUCCAUAGAGAUAUCAAAGCAAGCAACAUUCUACUCGACAGAUAUCUAUCUCCUAAGAUCUCUGAUUUUGGACUCGCUAGGCUUAUGCCACCUAACAUGACUCAUGUCAGCACUCGUGUCGCUGGUACAAUUGGUUACUUAGCACCAGAGUAUGCGGUUAGGGGACAGUUGACGCGUAAAGCAGAUAUAUACAGCUUUGGAGUCCUUCUGAUGGAGAUAGUCAGUGGAAGAAGUAACAAAAACACCCGGUUGCCGACGGAAUAUCAAUAUCUUCUGGAAAGAGCUUGGGCGCUUUAUGAGCGGAAUGAGCUCGUGGAUCUAGUUGAUUCAGGUUUAAAUGGAAUCUUUGACGCAGAGGAAGCUUGUCAGUACCUAAAAAUUGGUCUUUUGUGCACACAAGACAGUCCUAAGUUAAGACCAAGUAUGUCCACAGUGGUGAAGUUUCUAACAGGGGAGAAGGAUAUAGACUACAAGAAAAUAAGCAGACCGGGUUUGAUAUCUGAUUUCAUGGAUUUAAAAGUGAGAGGACCGGUGGCAACAAAGGCAGAGCAAGUGAACAGACAAAACUACACAAACCCUUCUUCUUCAUCAAAUGCCUCGUCUAGAGAUCACUCAAAUGCUUACUCAUCAGGUGCUUCAUCAGCUAAUGCUGGUAAUACAUUCAGCAGUACCAUUUGAAAGAAAAAAAGAAAAAACAAUAAAUCCCUUUUUUUAAUUUUUCUUUGAUUUCUGUUUUUUGAGAUGUAAAUGGGAAAAGGAGGAGUUUGAUGUCUCUGCGUCUCUCUCUUCUUUUUCUUUUUUCUUUUGGUUUUCUGUUAGCUUUUUUGAGCUGAUAACGACUGCAGAAAAGGCGGUCUCUGGCUCGCUGUUGUUCAAGUACGUCUUACAUCUGCAAAACAGAGAUUUGAGUGUAUGUAUGUAUAUGUAUAUAUCCAUAUAGAUUGAAGUUGGAAUCUGUUUCUCUUA
Camelina sativa (false flax) is the source of this 1773-nucleotide messenger RNA. The record is from RefSeq and is a predicted model, not a curated record. NCBI's taxonomy places the organism in Eukaryota, Viridiplantae, Streptophyta, Magnoliopsida, Brassicales, Brassicaceae.